UUCUGCAUCGACAUGAAGCCCUGGAGAGGAACGGUGUCUUCCCAGCGGCAGCAAUGGCACGUCCAGCUCAAAGAACAGCACCACAACUUUACCAACACCUCCAUAGAACAGGUGGCUGACCCCCUUGAGGCCGUCAUGACCAAGACAGGUAACCUGUGGCAGUACCUGAGGAGGAGCGGCCUGUCGGUGCGUCAGGAGCUCUUCCUUCCCAGGCUAGUCUUCCUCGCCCCAGACUGCCAGCUGGAUGAAGAGUUGAGGAAGAGGAGGGAGCUGGUCUCCCACAGUCAAAUAGAUGAGUUCCUCCGCUCCUUCAGAGAGGGCUAUGUAGCUUGGAUAUCAGAUGCCCUGACUCCUGCCUGGCUGUCUGGUCACCUGUCGUACGGUCAGAUAGGGGAGCUGAAACGAGUGGUGAGGAGAAUGGGGACCUGGGACCUGGUCAGACUACAGGGAGGAGAGCAGCUCAAGGGAGACUUCCGGAGCUGUCCUUACAUCGCUCUGAACCGCCAGGAGACCGACACCAUGGAGUUCUUCAAGAUCAAAACGCUGUCUGCUAAUUCGCUGUGGGCUCUGCUGGGACACGCCCCUCAGGGGUUCCCGGGUGGCUCAGGGGUUCCCGGGUGGCUCAGGGGUUCCCGGGUGGCUCAGGGGUUCCCGGGUGGCUCAGGGGUUCCCGGGUGGCUCAGGGGUUCCCGGGUGGCUCAGGGGUCUUAG
Molecule: messenger RNA, 711 nt
Organism: Oncorhynchus masou masou (cherry salmon)
Lineage: Eukaryota; Metazoa; Chordata; Actinopteri; Salmoniformes; Salmonidae
Exons: 5
Coding region: 13-711 (232 amino acids)
Source: RefSeq, a predicted model, not a curated record